Apis cerana (Asiatic honeybee) is the source of this 5472-nucleotide messenger RNA. It is a transcript of the gene Ubx, whose product is annotated as ultrabithorax. The record is from RefSeq and is a predicted model, not a curated record. Gene Ontology annotation, biological process: negative regulation of transcription by RNA polymerase II; anterior/posterior pattern specification. NCBI's taxonomy places the organism in Eukaryota, Metazoa, Arthropoda, Insecta, Hymenoptera, Apidae. Gene Ontology annotation, molecular function: DNA-binding transcription factor activity, RNA polymerase II-specific; RNA polymerase II cis-regulatory region sequence-specific DNA binding. Gene Ontology annotation, cellular component: nucleus.
AGGGGGAAGCGAGUGACGACGGAGCAAGCGAGAGAAGUCGGUUAUCGCUUCGGAGAGGGGGACGCCGCGUGAAAGACAAGGAGGAAAAGCAGCGCGCGUUCCUCGUCGGCACGUAGAGGCACACCGCACCGUGGAAGAGUGUAUGCGCGCGAGAGAGACGGUGACCGUUCAAAGGAAGAGAGGGAAUGAUAGUGGAAAAGAGAAAGAGGAGAAACGAUGGCUGGUGGAAGAGAGAAAGAGUGAUAGGGAGGGAGCGACAGAGAGAGAGAGACGGGAAAGUCAUCAGUGGAAGGAAGAGAGGCCGAUGGUGAAAGAGAGAGAGAAAAGGAGACGAACGAGCGAGUAAGAGACGGAGGACGGUACAGAGUGGCGGUACACGGGGCGCGAGAAAAGCGGUAGUGUGCCGUGGACCACCGCACUGGCAUACCGUGGUUCGUUACGAUCCCCUUCGUACGUCGCUUCGUACCGAACCUCGCAGUCAUCAGCGAAGUCACAUUUCGGCUAGUGCUAGUGCAGUGCGGACAGAGUCGGAGCGGUUGCUUCGGUCCUUUUAAAAAAGUACGACCGAGUUUCCGAGACGAGACGCACAAGGCCCCGGGCCUAGUGACCGAUUCAGAAAAUCAUAUCAUACCGAUAUCAUAUCGAUAUACGAGAUAGAGAGAAACAGAGAGAGGUGUUCCGCGAGGGAGAGAUCGUCGCGUGCCGGCCGACCGAACGUCGACGGGCGCGCACGCGGUAGAGAGACCCAUAGCCAGUUUUAUAGCCCGUCUUAUUACCCCGGUUUAUUGCGUCGUAACGGUUUAACGAUCAUCGCCCGUUUCCACCACCUAGACCGCCGGUUUACACUCUUGCCGGUAGCGGUAACCAUAACAAGCUCAUAAAAGCCCCCGCCGCUGCCAUGAGUCCCAUUCGGAAUUAUACUCGUACGGCCUAUUGACAUUGACACUCUUGGGUGCAACCGCUUAUACCUACCGAUGACUUUUAUGACCUCUUAAAACGGUUUAAUGCCUGUUUGCUCGUCCCUUGUCGACGCUGUCACCUGUCGCCACCCGCGUCAAACAGCGUAUCGGUGUUUAGACGCGACGCGCCCAUCUCUCGCUUUUUGGCGCCAACUACUACCGGAACACGGACUCGGAACUACAACGAUCAACUCGAUACUCUUCGUCUUCCGUGGGACGAAUGGUGAAUCUGAAACGGUGAACGGACCUUUUUAACAAACUCGGAAAACGCGACGAGAAAUAUCGCGCGGAGCAUGGACUCUAAUAUUGUUCGCAAUUAAAAAAAACACUUAUUUUUCCAUUUUCUCUCCGUCCUCUCGACAAUUACGAAGAAAAAUAGACGAGAACAAUAUACAACGAAUUGUUUGAACGAGGCCCUUCAUAACUCGCCUCUCCGAUCGCGAGUUCGCCGUUAUAUUUUUUAUUGUUUCUCGAGUGGCGGUGUUUCAGUGCAAGUGAUUCAAAAUACCCGGGAUAAUGAACUCGUAUUUUGAGCAGACUGCGGGUGGCUUCUACGGAAGUCACCACCAUCAGACAGGAGCCGCCAGUCAACACCAUGAUCCAGCCACGGCAGCUGCCUAUCGAAGUUUCCCUCUGGGCCUGGGUAUGUCACCUUACGCAUCCACUCAGCAUCAUCAUCACACCUCCUCGUCAUUGGGCAUACAUCCGGGCGGGGGAACGAACACGAGACCACCUCAAGAUUCACCGUACGAUGCGAGCGUCGCGACGGCUUGCAAACUUUAUUCAACGACACCCGAGGCAACUGGACACACGACAUCCUCAUAUUCGACCACAGCGACCAAGGACUGUAAGCAACAAGAUCAAGCAUCGGCGCAUCAGAAUGGUUACGCUGCAGUGAUGGCAGCUGCGGCCGUCAAGGACGUUUGGCAGUCAGCGACCUCGGGAGCGAACAGUCAGAGCAAUUCGGUGGUUCGUCCAUCAGCGUGCACUCCAGAAGGGACGAGGGUUGGUAGCUACGGUGGUCUCGUAGGCGGCGAUCCAGCAUCGAGUCCUGGUAACAACAGUUCCUCGAGGUCCCUCACGUCGUCCUGGAACACCUGCAGUUUGAACUCGUCCGCGAGCCAACCGGUUGCCACGCAACUACAUCAGCAACCCACCAACCAUACGUUCUACCCCUGGAUGGCUAUAGCAGGUAAGGAAGAUAUUGCUAAGCCACAUUGGACAUGGUUGCAAGGAGCGAACGGAAUGCGCAGGCGCGGCCGCCAGACCUACACGCGCUACCAGACGCUCGAACUGGAGAAGGAAUUCCACACGAACCACUACCUCACCAGGCGGAGGCGGAUCGAGAUGGCACACUCGCUCUGCCUGACGGAACGGCAGAUCAAGAUCUGGUUCCAGAAUCGGCGGAUGAAGCUGAAGAAGGAGAUACAGGCGAUCAAGGAGCUGAACGAACAGGAGAAGCAGGCGCAGGCGCAGAAGGCAGCGGCAGCAGCGGCCGCGGCUGCGCAUCAGCAGCAAGCGGCCGGUGGGGGACCGGAGGGGGCCAACUAGGGGUACGCCCUGCACCGGAGCCCCCCUGACCACCCCACCACCAAUCCACACCACCCUCUGCUAGCACCGCAAUGUACACAGCUAUAUUAAAGGUGAGUGGCAGGCUGCAUCCACUGUCUCUGUAAUGCCAAAUAGAUGGUCGAUGUGCGUAUCUGUCGAUCGUCAAUUUAUCGGUUGCGGCGAAUCGGAUGCUGCACCCGGUGAGUGACGAACCCGCCUCCUGCUCCCGCCCCCCUCCCCCCGCGCGCCACCGCAACCAUCACCACCCCCAUGGAGAAACCUCCUGUCAGCUCACUUUGACCAAUAAUCCCGCAGACCAAUCAGUAUCCAAGUGCACAGUGACGUCCGUACAAGCCUAGUAUUGUCGUAGUUCACCCUUUGCCCCCUCCCCCACAUUUCUGGCCUCUCUCUAUCUGUGGUCCCCCCCUGCUUUUGGCGCAGUAGUGUGUGUAGAUAGAGGGGGUGAGUUGUACGGAGUUGUAUAGUUCCGCUCGUUAAAACAACCGAUCUCUCCGUCCCGUAUCUCGUUUUCGAGCGUGAAAAGGCGAAAAGGCGACGACGAAAAGGCGCGUGAACAACGACAUAUCGUUCAUAGAAACGAUCACCGAGAAACGUUAUGUAUGUGUCCAGAUGUUUCUCAUAAUGUCUCGGGUUUCGUCUCUUUGCUCAAAGGCAAAGGUGGUGGUAAAAAUGGUGCGUUGGGAUGCGCGCAAUCCUCUCUCUGAAAACCUAAAUACGUAAACGAAAUGGCUAAGAGUUAAUAAUUAGUAAGUUAACGCUUGGGAAGUGAGAGCACAAGUAUCCUCGAGUGUCCACACGCUAUGGCGAUCGACGCGGAUAUAUGAACGAUUAGGAGGGGGGUUGAUUCGGCAGUUUUCGUUUUUAUCGACACGCGUUGUCUCCCCAGUGAUUAAAAUAAUUACUUUUUUCUCUUUCGCGGAUCGAUAUAUUAUACGGAGAGAGAGUGAGAGUGAGAGUGAGUGAGUGAGUGAGUGAGUGAGUGAGUGAGUGAGUGAAUGAGUGAGAGAGAGAGAGAGAAGAAUAGAAUAUAUUUUGCUGAUAUAUCGUUCUUCUUAUUUAAAAUUUUUAUCUAGCAGAAAAUUAAAGCACUUAAUCCUUUAAUUGUGGAAUCGAAUCUUUGAAUUCGUAUAUAUGUAUUUCAAUAUUAUAUGUAUUUCGUAAUUAAAGGGUUAAGAGAAAUAAAUUUGAUCUUAUUCCUUAAAAUUAAAAAAUGCAAAGAACUUAAGUUGUUUCGAUGAAAAAAAAAAAGAAAUAGCCAGAUAGGAAAAUUUUAAGUAAGAAGGAUUGAUAUAUUUUAUGAAUACCGCCAUUCCCUCCCCUCCCCUGUUUUUUGUUAACAUGGCGAUUAUUUCGUUUUAUUUCGCUUGUUUGAUCGCAUACGCUCGCUGAUACCACGAUCCCUUCCAUAGCGUGUUAAUAAUGCUACGACUGCUGUUGAUGUUAUGUUUUUGUUAAUUAUUAUUAUUAUUAUUUUUUUUUAUUUGUCUCUGCGGAAACGACACGAGAACACGUCUCUAUCGUCAUCGUGUGUCUCGAUGUUUCUUUCGAGCAUUAACCUCUUUCGAAGAGAAAUAAAGAAAAAAGGGGAUAGCAAUAAUACUAGAAUAUUUGUCUAUGACAAUGUCCCGAUCUUUUUUUCGGGCACACCAAAAGACGAUAAAAACGUGUUUCUUUCGAUCGGUACAAAAUAUAUAUGUUGAUGUUCGAUAAUUUUGUUAAAUAUUAUAUAUUAUAGAAAGAAACGUUUAUGCGAUGCGUAUAGGCGCCUCUAUACCAGGCCGAAAGAAUGGUGAGACGGCGCAUGCGCGGUUUUUCUCUUACGAGUCGAAUGUAACCUUUAUACGCCGAACACGUAUAAAGAAAAAAGAAAAAAAAAAAACAUUAAAGAUACACAGAUUCCUUACUUCUUCCGUACUUCCUUUUUUUUCUUUCACUGUGCUCGUUUAUAAUAAUUUCUCUCUCUAUCUGUGAAUCGUUACGAUCCCUCGUUCCAAACGAGAAAUCGAACGAAACUCCGAUAGACACUUUUAACGAAGCAAGAUUAUUACAUUGUACGUACCUACUUAGUACCUAUAAACGCCUACCCAGGCACAAAGUGUGCGUGGCGCUAUCCUAAGGCAGUAAAACACAACUAUUCUAGUUAAUGAAUGUAUACGAAUAGCCGCUAAGAGACACGCAAGAAUAAUAGGUAAACGCAGUAUUUCUAAGAGGAAUGUAAUGUUAAUAAUUAUUUAUUUUGUGGAUCUCGGUGAAACGGGAAGAAUGGAAAAAUAAAACUGAUGAAAAAAUAAUAACAAUAAAAAAAAAGAUACGAAGUUAGAACGCGCGAAAAAGAAUUAUAUAUAUAUAUAUACGAAUAGAAAGAAUACACAUUCGUCGCUCUGCUGUGCUGUAAAAUGUUUUAAAUUACGGAUUUUUUUAUAGGCGAAUAGGCCUAUAUCUCUUAGGGAUAGGCGUAUCCAUGCGUAGUGGUAGCCGCAUCAUCACUAUCAUCAUCAUCAUCAUCGUUAUUAUCAUUAUCAUUAUCAUCAUCAUCAUCAUUAUCAUUGUCGUUAUCAUUAUCAUCAUCAUCAUCAUCAUCAUUUAUUUCACUGUAAACGUUAUAAUUUCUUUUUUCCGCGAUGAUGGCGACAUAAGAAUGAAAGGAAAACGGAUAUCUACAAGGCAAACACACAGCAUCCUCUUUUGUAAUAUAAUUCUAGAAUAUCGGUUGUUUACCAAUUUGGAUCCUGAUUGUAUGUAUACCCGCGAGAGCGACCAGGGCCGCAUCUGCUGCCUAUGCGUGGAAACCACGUGUUGUAAAACGACGUGUAUAAAACUGAAGAGACGAUUUUUGUUUCUCUAGGGGGCGGUUGCUGCUCUGAACGCUGAUUGUAAUAUUACCUUGAUUAUACGAUUACUAAGGAAAAAAAGGAACAAAAUAAAUGCGAUGUAAACUUGA